Molecule: messenger RNA, 1692 nt
Organism: Octodon degus (degu)
Lineage: Eukaryota; Metazoa; Chordata; Mammalia; Rodentia; Octodontidae
Gene: Magef1
Product: MAGE family member F1
Exons: 1
Coding region: 203-640 (145 amino acids)
Source: RefSeq, a predicted model, not a curated record
CCGCGGCGCUUAGACAGCGGUUCCCACGCUGCGGCGCCGGGUCCCGCGGCUGCCCAGGCCUUUGCCGUCACGCCCACUCCUCCUCCGCCGUCCAGCCCUUCGGUCCGGGUCCUGGCCCCUGGGCGUGCUGUUCUGCCUGCCUGUUGCAGAACCCCGAGCGCGCGCGGGGGUCUCCUGGACCCUCGGGCAGAGCGGCCGCAGGAUGGCGGCCGUGACGGUGAGACCCAAGCCGCGACCGCCUGUCGAGGGGCGGCGUGGAGCCUCGUCCUGCAGGAGCCCCCCCAAGGGGGACCUCGGCGCGGAGAGGGAGGAGAGGGCCGCGGGGCCCGCCCACGCCGGGAGAGGCGGCGGAGCUGACGCGGUGCGGGCACGCCGCCGCCUGAGCCGCGCGGUGGCCGAGUUGGCGCGGUUUCUGCUGGUGAAGGACAGGAAGAGUCCCAUCGCGCGCUCCGCGGUGGUGAAAUACGCUCCCGGGAUCAUCGCAAGGGCCUCAGAGCGCCUGCGGGAUGCCUUUGGUGUCGAGCUCACAGCUCGACCGCAAGCACUACACUUACAUCCCGAUCAGAGAACCUCCAGAGGAGGAGGAGGAGGAUCUAGGAGAUGCCCUGAUGGGUCUCUUUGUGAUGAUCCUGGGUCUUAACUGCGUGAAAGGUAAUAGUAGUGCCAGAGAGGCCCAAGUCUGGGAGAUGCUGCGCCGUUUGGGGGUACUUACUUAAAAAUAUCACUUCCUCUUUGGGUACCCAAGCAGCUUGUGGAAGACGUGCAAUAGCGAUACAUCAGUUAUAGGCAGGUGCCCCACUCCACUCCACCGGAAUAUGAAUUCUUUUAGGGUCCCCGAAGUAACCUGGAAAUCAGCAAGGUGAAAGUCCUACGGUUUGCGGCCAGGCUCCGUAAGAAAGAACCCCAGCACUAGCCAUUGCAGCAUCGUGGGCCUGUAGCAGAGGAAGUCAACAGGGCCAGGGCUGAGGCCAGUGUGAAUGAGAGCCUACCUGCACCAACCGGUGGUGAGAGUUGGUGGAAAGGUAGCCACAAAGGCAGUAGCCACGAAGGCUCUGUGGAUGUGGAAGCCACUGUCCUGAGUCAUUAGUAUAGAUAGGGAGAGAGUCAUUAUUUCUAAAGAAAUUAUGUAACUUUUUAGGUUUUGUAGCUUGUUAGGGUGUAUUACAUUAUAUAUAUGAAAUUGGUCUUUUUGUAGAGUUUUGUUAGUGUUUUAAAAAUGGAUUGAAGAACUUUACUGUGAUCUUGAAAAGAUUAUGCAGCAUGGGAAUGCUGUUACUUAAAUCAUUUGAAAGAUCUUAACAUAAUGAUGAUGUACUAAGGGGAAAAAACAGCUGAUUCCAUGUCUAGUCUCCAACACUUUUUGUCUGUUGUUUUUUUUUUUUGAAAGACUGACAUGCACCAUUAUUUGCUUAGAUGUUAUAGUAUCCAGAAAAACAACUCAAUAAAUUAGAAGUGUACCUUGAACAUUUAAUAAAUUAAACACACAUUGAACAUCUUGAAUUUUUGAAUAAUUAUUUUGGGCAUUUGAGGGUAGACUACAUCCUAUUUUUUAUAGAAUUGGGGAAUAUAUACAUAAACCAGAAGUUAGAGAAAAGACUACAAAGGACACCUAACACAGUUGUGAAUGGUGAGGAGUGCUUGAGGUUACCCUGGGUAAAUCCCCUUGGUCUCUGGGUGGGGAAGAGUGGAACA